UUUGGGAUGCAUUAGAUGGAAGAGAUUCUCCACAAUCCAGGCUGCUGUCAGCACUCACGUUUUUUGCGUGUAUGUUCUUAACAAAAUUGCGCUAGCCACCCCGCACGUUUCUUUAACUUCUGCCCCCUCCCCUCCCCCUCCCUACAACAAACAGAGACUGAAACCUGCAGAGAGAGAGAUAGAGAAUGGCUGCCUCUUCGCUUUAUCAAGCCUCUCUGGUGCAAUCGGAGCCCUCCUUCUUUUCAAGGACAGUCCAAACCCCUGACCUAUUUCCACACCGCCAGCUUUCCAUACCCUCUUCCCGUGCUUUCCUUCUCAAAAGGCAAAGUGGGUUCGUCCCAAAAGCUUCGUUGACGGCCGUCAGUGCGCAAUCUAACUCGAACUCCUCCAUUCCCAGGAAAAAUCCCAACAAUCCAAUCAUUGUCAUAGACAACUAUGACAGCUUCACCUAUAACCUCUGCCAGUAUAUGGGAGAGCUAGGGUGUGAUUUUGAAGUUUAUCGCAAUGAUGAAGUAACGGUUGAGGAUUUGAAAAGGAUGAAUCCAAGAGGAAUCUUGAUAUCUCCUGGGCCAGGUGCACCCCAGGAUUCUGGGAUAUCAUUGCAAACCGUUUUGGAACUUGGGCCUAGCAUUCCUUUAUUUGGUGUGUGUAUGGGUUUGCAGUGCAUUGGAGAGGCUUUUGGAGGUAAGGUUGUGCGUGCUCCUGGUGGUGUCAUGCAUGGAAAGAGUUCUCUUGUAUAUUAUGAUGAGAAGGAGGAAGAUGGCUUGUUCAGUGGCUUAUCAAAUCCAUUCACUGCUGGUAGGUAUCACAGCCUUGUGGUUGAGAAAGAAAGUUUUCCUAGCGAGGAACUUGAGAUCACCGCAUGGACAGAGGAUGGACUCAUAAUGGCUGCUCGUCACAGGAAGUAUAAGCAUCUACAGUUGAGUUGGCAACUGAACCUCAUGCAAUUAUUACAUGGACUAGUGGACUUGGGGGACGAGGUGUAGUUGUAUCUUAAUUACUUUUGAAGGGGGUUCAGUUCCAUCCAGAAAGCAUUAUAAGCACUGAAGGUAAGACAAUUGUCCGCAAUUUUGUCAAACUGAUAGAAAGAAAGGAAGCUGAAUCUCAUCAGACUUGAGUGUUGGAUGUCAGACUCAGCAGUAGUUAAGCUAUAUAAUAUAUUAUAUAUGCAAUAAGAUGACAAUGCAGCCAUGUUCCUUUUGUUUUCUUUCUUUGUUCUCAUAGUGCAAUAAGUUUGUGCUUUGGAUGGAUAGACAUUCAGAUGUUCAUGUGGUUUUAGGCAAUAAUGCCAUUUCACAAUUCAGGGUAAAAUUUUCUCUUA
Messenger RNA from Carya illinoinensis, 1321 nucleotides. RefSeq names its product anthranilate synthase beta subunit 2, chloroplastic-like. Lineage: Eukaryota; Viridiplantae; Streptophyta; Magnoliopsida; Fagales; Juglandaceae. The record is from RefSeq and is a predicted model, not a curated record. Gene Ontology annotation, biological process: L-tryptophan biosynthetic process. The transcript has 8 exons. Bases 186 to 986 code for a protein of 266 amino acids. Gene Ontology annotation, cellular component: cytosol.